AAAAAGAAAAGAAAAAAAAAACAUUGAAGCUUACGGCGAUGGGGAGCGAAGAAGAGAGAGGUCUAGAGCAGCAGCUAGAGCUACAGUUAGAGGAACAGAGAGAUUCAAUUGCUGCGUUGAAUGAAGCUCUCGCUUCUGACCCCUCAAAUCUCGAGCUUCUCUCUGUUCAAGAGGAGCUUGUUCAGGCUGUUAAAGAGGCAGAGGAUGGACUUUUGCAUUUAAAGCGCGCACGCUUAUUACGACAAGUUGAUUCCUCUCUAUGUGAUUCUAAGAAUACUAUUACUGGUAACAAUGUCAAGAUAGAGCCUCUUGAUCCAAAUGAUGUUGAACCUGAACCAGAACCAGAACCAGAACCAGAACCAGAACCAGAACCUUUGGAGGAGCAAAGUUACAACGUUGGAUCAAAGUGUAGGUUCCGUCAUAGCGAUGGACGUUGGUAUAAUGGUAAAAUUAUUGAGUUGGACGGUUCUGGUGCAGCAAAGAUCUCUUUCCUCACUCCUACAUCAGAAAAUAUGUUGAUGUGCAAGUUUUUUCUGCAACAACGAUGUCGAUUUGGUACUAACUGCCGCUUAUCUCAUGGAUUUGAUGUGCCGUUAUCUUUUCUGAAGACUUACGUUCCAACAACAUGGAAUCCGUUAUUGGUUGGGUCCUGUAUUUUGGCAACUUCAGAUAGUAACGCUGGCGUGUGGAGGGAGGCUGAACUUGAAUCAUGGGAUGAUAAACUCAGAGUAGGGAAGGUUGUUUUUCGUGAUGAUGGAAGCUCAGCAAAGCUUGAGAGUGAAUCGAUGACUUUGUCUGAGCAUGCUUUAGUGAGUGAUGGAGAAGAAAGUGAUUCAAGAUCAGAACAAUAUGAUUCUAGUGAUUAUGAAGAAGAGAUUGCAGAGGGUUUAGGAUUUCUCGACAGCAGCGCACUACAAAGAGGCAUACAAACAGAAACUGCCAUAUUUGCGAAGUGGGAGAAUCACACCCGAGGUAUAGCUUCAAAGAUGAUGGCAAACAUGGGCUAUCGUGAUGGGAUGGGAUUAGGUGCAUCUGGGCAAGGAAUGUUGAAUCCCAUUUCUGUGAAGGUUCUCCCGGCAAAGCAAUCACUCGAUCAUGCAUUGCAAUCUCAGAGAGAAGAAGGAACGAAAGAAAAUCACCUGAAGAAAAGAAGCAGAGGCGGGAAGAGAAAACGCGACAAGAAGAUAGCUGCAUUGGCUAAAGUAGCCGAAGAAGAAGAAGAGGAAGCAGCUCCAGAUGUUUUUAGUCUCAUCAAUGUUCAACUGGCAAAGCAUAAUGAAGCUCUAAAUGGUGGGUCGUCUAAGAAGCAUAAUUCAGGAGAGAAGAAAGUCGACAGACGAGUACUCAUAGCUUACGAAGAUGAGGCGAAGGAACUGAGAUUGCGAGUCGAAAAGCUGGAAGAAAUGGCAAGCAGAAACAAGAAGGAGAAGGUGGUUUACGAUGCUGCAAUGAGGAAGUUGAAUGAAACUCGCAAAGCUUUAGCAGAAGUUGAGGCAGCUCAAGCUUCUGCAUCAAAUGCAGUUGUCAGCAAAGAAAAAGAGAAGAAAUGGCUCAAGUUUUGACAUAUAUUAUCAUCUUUGAAUCUGUUAUGUAAUCCAUAAUUAUUUAGUGUAUAUUAAAAAAAAAAACUGGUCAAAUAUUGGUCAUUGUUUUUGCAGAGGCCUCAUUGAACUUGAUUAUCAUUUAAAUUAUUAAAAUUACAAAUCAUAAUAUUCAUUUAUAA
Messenger RNA from Mercurialis annua (annual mercury), 1723 nucleotides. RefSeq names its product zinc finger CCCH domain-containing protein 18. Bases 39 to 1562 code for a protein of 507 amino acids. NCBI's taxonomy places the organism in Eukaryota, Viridiplantae, Streptophyta, Magnoliopsida, Malpighiales, Euphorbiaceae. Gene Ontology annotation, molecular function: nucleic acid binding; metal ion binding. The transcript is spliced from 4 exons. The record is from RefSeq and is a predicted model, not a curated record.